AUGGCCCUGUCUGUAUGGAUCAAGUUUCGACUUGCUUUAGUUGCAACUUCUAGAGAAGUAGCUUUUGUUCAUCAAUUCUUCUCCAAUUUAGUUUUUAUUAUCAACAUUGUUACUGCAUCUAGCAAACGUAAUGAUGAAUUAAAGGAGGCUCAAGCAAUUGAAGUUGCUACUAAGAUUGCUAAUGGUGAACUUGAAACUGGAAGGGGGCUUAAUCAAAUUGGCACUUUAAAACGAGUUGGAGAUACUUUAGAUGGAGGUUCAUACUCUCAACAUGGAGAUGCAAAUUUUGCUUUGAAUCAGUUGUUAUCUUUUGAGUUUGUUUUCACUUUGCAUCUUAUGAAAGACAUUAUGGAAAUUACUCAUCUUCUUUGUAUAGCAUUGCAACGUAAAUCUCAAGAUAUUUUGAAUGCAAUGCAUCUUGGCUCAAGCACAACAAAGCUACUGAAAAAUUUUCGAGAUUCGGGAUGGGAUGAUUUCUUGGUGAAAGUUAAAUUAUUUUGUGAGCAACAUCAAAUUGAUAUCCCAUGUAUGAAUGCUCAAUAUAUUGCAAGACGUGGUAGAUCUCGAAGUCAUCAUGAUGAGAUUAGUGUGGAGCAUUAUUAUCGAGUGGAUAUAUUUCUUGCAACAAUUGUGAUAGGGUUUAAUGAUCAUACCGUGGAAUUGCUUGUUUUGAGCACUGCUUCAGAUCCUAGAAAUGGAUUUAUGCUGUUCAAGAUUGAUGAUAUUUGUAAACUUGUAGAGAAGUUCUAUCCGAAUGAUUUUAUGGAGCAAGAACUAGUACGUCUAAGAAUAGAACUUCAACAUUUUGAGCUCGAUAUUCCAAAUCAUCUUGAAUUGCAAGAAUUAUCUGGUAUUCAUGAGUUAUGUCAAGGCUUGGUGAAGACAAGAAAAUCAGUGAUAUAUCAUCUUAUUGAUCGAUUGAUUAGACUUGUUCUUACUCUUCUUGUAUCAACUGCAACUGCAGAGCGGACAUUUUCAAUUAUGAAAAUAAUCAAGACAAAGCUCCAAAACAAGAUGGAAGAUAAUUUAUUGAAUGAUUAUCUAACUGUAUAUAGAAAAGGAAGUUGCUGA
Molecule: messenger RNA, 1071 nt
Organism: Coffea eugenioides
Lineage: Eukaryota; Viridiplantae; Streptophyta; Magnoliopsida; Gentianales; Rubiaceae
Exons: 4
Coding region: 1-1071 (356 amino acids)
Molecular function (GO): protein dimerization activity
Source: RefSeq, a predicted model, not a curated record